Messenger RNA from Peromyscus eremicus (cactus mouse), 885 nucleotides. Its product is annotated as histone H3.1-like. Lineage: Eukaryota; Metazoa; Chordata; Mammalia; Rodentia; Cricetidae. The transcript has 2 exons. Gene Ontology annotation, cellular component: nucleosome. The record is from RefSeq and is a predicted model, not a curated record. Bases 11 to 670 code for a protein of 219 amino acids. Gene Ontology annotation, molecular function: DNA binding; protein heterodimerization activity; structural constituent of chromatin.
UGGAGCAGUUAUGGCUCGCACCAAGCAGACGGCCCGCAAGUCCACCGGCGGCAAGGCCCCGCGCAAGCAGCUGGCCACCAAGGCCGCCCGCAAGAGCGCCCCGGCCACCGGCGGCGUAAAGAAGCCGCACCGCUACCGGCCCGGCACCGUGGCGCUGCGCGAGAUCCGGCGCUACCAGAAGUCCACCGAGCUGCUGAUCCGCAAGCUGCCGUUCCAGCGCCUGGUGCGCGAGAUCGCGCAGGACUUCAAGACCGACCUGCGCUUCCAGAGCUCGGCCGUGAUGGCGCUGCAGGAGGCCUGCGAGGCCUACCUGGUGGGUCUGUUCGAGGACACCAACCUCUCCCUCUGGUGUGUGGUCAUGUCUGGUCGCGGCAAAGGCGGGAAGGGCCUGGGCAAGGGCGGCGCCAAGCGCCACCGCAAGGUCCUGCGCGACAACAUCCAGGGCAUCACCAAGCCCGCCAUCCGCCGCCUGGCCCGGCGUGGCGGCGUCAAGCGCAUCUCCGGCCUCAUCUACGAGGAGACCCGCGGGGUGCUGAAGGUGUUCCUGGAGAACGUGAUCCGCGACGCCGUCACCUACACGGAGCACGCCAAGCGCAAGACCGUCACCGCCAUGGACGUGGUCUACGCGCUCAAGCGCCAGGGGCGCACGCUCUACGGCUUCGGCGGCUGAGCUGCUCGGGCUCCCACUUUGCUUUCUCGAACGGCCCUUUUCAGGGCCACCACAUAUUCUUGAAGGAGCUGAACGGUUCUUGAUGAAAUUGAGUGUUCCGGGAACGUCACAUGGACAUAAACUUGUCAAAACUGCUUAACAGGUUAGGAGCAGACCGGUUUCUAGCGGUCCAAUCAGAACGUACCUGUCUGUGCUCCUCAUUUGCAUGCCAGUUA